CACGAGGGAAGCUCGCGGAGCUGCAGGGUAAUGAAUGUGGACCUAUCCGCCCAGUUCAGUUCGGGAAUAAUCUGCCAGCAGCCACACAGCCGGAUCCUACGCCGUGGACGUCAUAUUAACGCGAGAAAAGUGCAAUAGAGUGCCGUGACAGUAUGGUUGUUCUGUUCGGUGCAUUAAAUCCCCUGCUUUUCCUGAUUGUCUUCGGACUGUAUCCAUCAUCGACAAUUGGUCCAAAAGAGGGAUGGCAGGUGUACAGUUCUGCUCAGGAUGCAGAUGGACGCUGCAUCUGCACUGUGGUCGCACCAGAACAAAACCUCUGCUCCAGGGAUGCCAAGAGCAGACAGCUCCGACAGCUGCUGGAGAAGGUGCAGAACAUGUCUCAGUCCAUUGAAGUUCUGAAUUUACGGACACAGCGAGAUUUCCAGUAUGUCAUGAAAAUGGAAAAUCAAAUGAAAGGAUUACGGACCAAGUUCGGGCAGAUCGAAGAGGACAGGAAAACAAUAAUGGCUAGAAAUUUUAAGGAGCUGAAGGACCGUAUGGAUGAACUACAGCCAUUGAUUCCUGUGUUAGAGCAGUACAAAACAGAUGCCAAGUUGAUCUCUCAGUUCAAAGAGGAAAUCAGGAAUCUGUCUGCUGUGCUGACGGGUAUCCAGGAGGAACUGGGAGCUUAUGAUUACGAGCAGCUAUACCAGAGAGUUCUCAGCCUGGACAGCCGUCUACGCAACUGCAUGAGCAAACUCACAUGUGGGAAAUUAAUGAAAAUCACAGGCCCUGUGACUAUAAAGACAUCUGGGACUCGGUUUGGUGCAUGGAUGACUGACCCACUAGCAUCUUCGAGAAAUAAUAGGGUUUGGUAUAUGGACACAUAUACCAACAGCAAAGUGGUACGAGAGUACAAAAACAUUGCAGACUUUGUCUCUGGCUUGGAAUCGCGAACCUAUUACCUUCCCUUUAAAUGGGCUGGAACCAACCAUGUGGUGUACAAUGGCUCCUUGUACUACAAUAAGGAACAGAGUAACAUCAUCGUCAAAUACAGCUUUGAGACCGGACGGGUUCUUGCUCAGCGUGCCCUGGAGUACGCCGGAUUCCACAACGUCUACCCCUACACUUGGGGAGGCUUCUCGGACAUUGAUCUAAUGGCUGAUGAGCUGGGUUUGUGGGCCGUAUACGCCACCAAUCAGAAUGCGGGAAACAUUGUAAUUUCUCAGUUAGAACCUCAGACAUUGGAAGUUCUCCAGAAGUGGAACACAGAAUACUCGAAAAGGAAUGCAGGCGAGUCAUUCAUGGUCUGUGGAACCCUCUACAUUACCAAUUCUCACCUGACUGGGGCCAAGGUGUAUUAUUCGUACAACACAAAGACCUCCACUUAUGAGUACACAGAUAUCCCAUUCCACAACCAAUACUUUCACAUCUCCAUGCUCGAUUACAACGCUCGAGAAAGGGCACUUUACGCCUGGAACAAUGGACACCAAGUCAUAUUCAAUGUCACGCUUUUCCAUGUCAUCAAAACUGAAGAUGACUCAUAAUGGUCUUUAGGAUAAGCAAAGAAGGCUGGACAAUGCAGUUUUAUGCUGUUUUUUCUACUUAUAUUCAAAGAAAAUGAGAAACAUUGCCUUCUCCAUAACUUUGCCACAGACUGCAGUUUAAAAUGAGCAUCUGUGACACAAAAAAGACUUGGAUGAUGAAUGACAUUGCGAACUGAAUGAUUUUGAAGUUGAUUUAUUCAUCUGCUCCGGGGUUGGGCGGUAUGACAGAAAUAUGUCACUCAUUACAGAUUCUGCUACACCGUUUAUGCCGCUGUAUAUCCACAGUGCAAUUUUCGACACCAAGCAGAAAUCUAUAGCCUACUCUCCAAAAUGUAUCACUGAUGGGCGUUUCCAGUGCAGACAGAUCCACCCUUAAACGUUUUCAUUUGAAAACGCAUUCAUUUUACUAAGUUUACGCCUACAUCCUCUUCGAAAAUGGAAAGGU
Messenger RNA from Xyrauchen texanus (razorback sucker), 1971 nucleotides. RefSeq names its product noelin-3-like. The coding region runs from base 153 to 1526 and encodes 457 amino acids. The record is from RefSeq and is a predicted model, not a curated record. The transcript is spliced from 6 exons. Lineage: Eukaryota; Metazoa; Chordata; Actinopteri; Cypriniformes; Catostomidae. Gene Ontology annotation, biological process: signal transduction.